Molecule: messenger RNA, 2121 nt
Organism: Octopus sinensis (East Asian common octopus)
Lineage: Eukaryota; Metazoa; Mollusca; Cephalopoda; Octopoda; Octopodidae
Product: paired box protein Pax-6
Exons: 6
Coding region: 534-1928 (464 amino acids)
Biological process (GO): anatomical structure development; regulation of transcription by RNA polymerase II
Molecular function (GO): RNA polymerase II cis-regulatory region sequence-specific DNA binding; DNA-binding transcription factor activity, RNA polymerase II-specific
Source: RefSeq, a predicted model, not a curated record
GUUCCUAUUCAUCUCGUUUGACGUGGUCGUCAAGACUGUUGAACGUUUAUCUCCGCUUCCAUUUUACUCUGAUACCCACAAACGACUCGAACGUCAUUGGCGCCGGUAAACAAAUCGAGAAGCCCACAAAGACAACACAGUUUACUAGGUUAUUAACUUUUAAUUGCUGAGCAAGUGACAUUAGAACACAGAAGAAUACCAAACAACAGGGAGACAACUACUGAAAUUGCCUAAAUGGAUAACAGACAACAGAAUUUGAUUUAUUCGGGAAUAUCCUUCGUUUAAGACUCUGCCAUCCUGUCAAUGAAUUCUGGACUUUGCUGUGUGAUGAUUUCUGCUUUUUGCACAUAAGAAAUGACAACUAACGAAACAGAAUAAUCUAGAAAAUACUAUAAGAAAUAUAUGUGAAUUACAGCGAUUGGCGAAGUUUUGCCGGUUUACUAGUUUUCGUUCUCAUCAAAUUAUUUAUUAAUAUCUUAUUAGAAAACAAACCAACAUUGGAGGGAAAACCCCUCUUUUAGCUCAACGGAAUUAUGGCAGAAGACGAAGUAAUUAACAACAGUGACAGCAACCAUCAUACUCCCCCACCGCCACCUCCACCACCACCACCGCUGCCUCCACCGCCACCACCACCACCACCGCCUCUGUCAUCUGAAGCUGUCCGUCAUUCAUUCAGUAUUCCUACCGGAAACCUUUCAUCGUUCCAUGGUGCCAAUGCCAACCCGUUUUUAUCGUCCAUGAGCGGCAUAACCUCCACACAUCCUUCCUUACAGAACGCCGCUUUCCUCAACGCAGGUCUCUCUCGUCAGAUAUGUCUCUCAGCAGAACUGCUUCCUCGUUUUAUCGGCGGAUUUUGCGACCCAGCCAUAUUUUCCGGUCGAUAUGGAACAAUUGGUGGCAGCAAGCCUAAAGUGGCCACACCAAAUGUUGUGGCAAAAAUCGAGGAAUAUAAAUUAGAAAAUCCUUCUAUUUUCGCUUGGGAAAUAAGAGAAAAGCUUAUGGCUGAUGGGGUUUGCACUCAAGCCACUCUACCAAGUGUCAGCUCAAUAAACCGCAUCUUACGAAACAAAGCAGCCGAACGGGCAGCGGGUGAAUAUGCUCGUCUAGCCAGCCAUGCCCUUUACUCUGUCUACUCUCCGUUUUGGAAUGUGGCUAGUUACCCAAAUUCUCUUACACCCAGCGCACCUGUAAUCAACUCUUUCCAGUAUCAACCUUCAUCGUCUCAUGCAGCAGCAGCAGCAGCAGCAGCCGUUGGUGUCUCAAUACACUCUACGGGACCUCCAUUGUAUGCAUCAUCAGGAACUUAUGAUUCAAAUAGCGAAAUAAUUAUCUCAUCGCCUGAUCAUGGUCUGACGUUAACUUCUGACAGGGACGAAUUGUCGCCCUCACCAUCCGAUGAUUCCAUGUCAAGAUUACGAAGAAACAGAACCACUUUUUCGGCUGAUCAACUUGAAAUUCUAGAAAAAGAGUUCCAGAGAACCCAUUAUCCCAGUGUAAAUACACGUGAAGAAUUAGCCUUGAAGACGGAUUUGUCCGAAGCCAGAGUUCAGGUUUGGUUCUCGAAUCGCCGGGCAAAAUGGCGGCGUCAUCAACGAAUUCGACUUUUUCAAUAUCCGACAUCCCUACUGGUCCCAUGGUCACCGUCAGCAUCAAGUCCAAUGCAGAUACUUCCGUCAGACAAGACAAGCAACGAAAUGCCAACACAUCACUUACCUCUUCCACCUCCAGCACAUCAGCCACAUUUGUCGUUAACGCAUCAGUGCUCAUUAAACAAAAGACCGAUAUACAUCGAUGAUUAUCCGAUGUCUGAACCCUCUCCAAACAGAGAGAGAUUGAACAGUUUCAAAGAUGAAUCACAUUCCCGCCAACACAUUACGUUCGGUAGUAAACAUUCAGCAUUUCGACCAAUAGAGAGACAUUGUUCGUAGAUGGUCACUUGGGGGUUGAACGGAGUACGCAGAUGCAAAGGACAUUCAUUACAAAUAGCUUUACACAAAUAAGCACGUACAUACAUAUUGUACAUUGUAUGGAUGUGUUUGUGCAUAUAUGUAUAUAUAUAUAUUAAUUCCCAACACGCCAGAUGAAUUCAAUUCGUUCCCAGUCGAAAGACGCCUGUUGUUA